AAAGUAUAAGUGUCUAAGACAAAAGAGAGAAUAAAGAAAAAAAUAAAACGGAGAAAAAAGAAGGCGCCUGCCAGAACAAAGUAAUUUUUAUUUCGGUUCCGAUCCACAACUUAAAAUAAAUAUCAUAAAUAAAUCUGGCAAUUAAUUAUUUUUAGUCAGUCAUCUUAAUCAAAAGGGGAAAAAAAAGAAAAAAAGGUAGAAGGAAAACACCCUACCAAACGCUCCCUUACGCCACCGAAACGGCGGAGCCUCCUCUCUUUUUUUCCUCUCAAAUUUUCCUUCGCUUUCUCGAUCUUUCCUCUCUCUCUCUCUCUCUCUGUUCUUCAACAUCGUGUUUAGAUCCGUUCCUCCCAUCCUUGAAAGAUUCCGUCUUUGACCCUUCUUCGUUGAAUCUAUCAAACAAAUUAGGGUUCCGAUCUGUUACCUGUUGUGUUCGUUAAAAAAAAAAACUUUUUUUGCCUCAAAAUUUCAUCUUCAAAAAAAGAAAAAUAAAGAAGAGAGAGAGUCUUCGAUUUUCCUUGAUUUUGCUUGAGAUUUAUGUUCUAAUCUGAAAUUCAUUACCUUAAUGAUUUGCUAUAUCGGUUCGAUCUCCAUUACGAUUGCUUGAUUUUGUAUUGGAUUUGGGGUUAAAUCCAAGCUUGCGUGUUUUUUUUGAGGGUCUGGUUAGUGGUGAAACCUAUGGAGACUCAGAGCCCUAACGGAUCUUUGCAGAAACAAUCACUGCCUCCGAAGAAUUAUGGAAUCACGAAACCAAUAUCACUCGCGGGGCCUAGUGAGGCUGAUAUUCAGCGGAAUACGGAAUUAGAGAAGUUUCUGAUAGAGUCGGGGCUUUACGAGAGCAAAGAGGAGGCUGCGAAAAGAGAGGAGGUUCUUGGCCAUAUCUCUGAGAUUGUAAAAAGUUGGGUAAAGCAAUUAACUCGUCAAAGAGGCUACACUGAUCAGAUGGUGGAGGAAGCAAAUGCUGUCAUUUUCACUUUUGGAUCAUACCGUUUAGGGGUGCAUGGACCUGGGGCUGACAUAGACACUUUGUGUGUUGGGCCAUCUUAUGUGAACCGAGAGGAAGAUUUCUUCAUCAUUUUGCAUGAUAUUUUGGCUGAGAUGGAAGAAGUCACUGAACUUCAACCUGUUCCAGAUGCUCAUGUCCCAGUAAUGAGGUUCAAGUUCCAAGGGAUAUCUAUUGAUCUUCUUUAUGCAAGUAUAUCUCUUUUGGUCGUUCCAGAUGACCUUGACAUCUCACGUGAAUCCGUGCUGCAUAAUGUUGAUGAGCAAACUGUUCGAAGUCUUAAUGGGUGCAGGGUUGCUGAUCAAAUCCUUAAACUUGUCCCAAAUGUCGAGCACUUCCGCAUGACACUUAGAUGUUUGAAGUUCUGGGCAAAGAGGCGUGGAGUUUAUUCUAAUGUUACUGGAUUCCUAGGAGGUGUAAAUUGGGCUCUUCUAGUUGCUCGUGUGUGCCAACUUUAUCCCAAUGCAGUACCUAGCAUGCUGGUUUCUCGAUUUUUCAGAGUGUAUACUCAAUGGAGGUGGCCAAACCCUGUUAUGUUGUGUUCAAUUGAAGAGGAUGAACUUGGCUUUCCAGUCUGGGAUCCGCGCAAGAAUCCUCGGGACCGUUUCCAUCAUAUGCCAAUAAUUACUCCUGCAUAUCCUUGCAUGAAUUCCAGUUACAAUGUCUCUUUAAGUACACUUCGUGUUAUGAUGGAACAGUUCCAAUUUGGUAAUAGAAUAUGUGAGGAGAUUGAUCUAAACAAAGCUCAAUGGAGUGCUUUGUUUGAGCCUCAUCUUUUCUUUGAGGCAUACAAAAACUAUCUACAAGUUGACAUAGUUUCGGCAGAUGCUGAUGACUUACUGGCAUGGAAAGGCUGGGUAGAGUCUCGGCUUAGACAGCUAACCUUGAAGAUAGAGCGGGACACAAAUGGAAUGUUGCAGUGUCACCCUUACCCAAACGAGUAUGUUGAUACAUCCAAGCAGUUCCCACAUUGUGCUUUUUUCAUGGGUUUGCAGAGGAAAGAGGGAGUGAGUGGUCUAGAAGGUCAACAAUUUGACAUACGUGGAACAGUUGAUGAGUUCAGACAAGAGAUAAGCAUGUACAUGUACUGGAAACCAGGAAUGGAUAUUUAUGUUUCUCAUGUUCGUAGGAGGCAGCUCCCAGUGUUUGUUUUCCCUGAUGGAUAUAGACGGCCUCGAUCAUUGAGGCAUCCAAGCCAGCAGACUGGAAAAACUUGUGAAGAUGUCACGAGGUCCCACUCAGGCUCUACGGAAAGACAAAUUAAGAGAAAACGUGAUGAUGAGACAGUUGAUGAAAAAUUGAACAAGCCUGAGAAGCGAGCCUCAAUUAGCCCCCUGAGAAUGGAGUCGGUUUCUCCAGAUAUUAUUACAAGCAAGUCUGGUGGAACAUCUCAUAAUAGCAAUGGUCAAGCAGUUAAAGUAGAGCAUCGAGGAACUGGGGAUCUUGAUAGCUUACGAGGGCAGACUUCUUUAGACGUAGAUGAUUCAUCAGUAGUUAGAAGUGUAGAGUCAGCUGAGCAGAUAGGCUUACCGUUUAGGCAGGAGUUGCUUUCUCCAUGUGAAGUUUCUGAUUUUGAAACAAGAGAAGCAUGCAAGGCUGGCUUGAAUCAAGAGAAAACUGCAGAUUCGACAUCAGCUUUCAUCAAUGAUCCUGAAAUUGGAUCUUCUAGGAGAAUUUUGAACUGGAAAGGAGUGGGUGCCGAGGUCGAUCGAGAGGUGGUCAAAGCAUGUAAUCAAACAGCAGCGGUAGAAAUUGCUGAAAGUGUAUUUGGGUCAAGUUCCAAUGCGCAGAACCUCAAUUGCAAGGGCAGUGUCUGCGGUGCUGAUUUGGAUUCGCUUCUGGAAAAAGGACACCUGAAUGCUAGUGCUGUUUUCCAAAACAGCUUGUCUGAAGAAUUAAAGCCAAGUAUCUCAGUUGGAAAGGUUGUAAAUUCACAAGAUGGAGCUAGGUCAGAAACUUUGCAGAAGCCAGUGAUGAGCAGGUUGAGUUUGAAGUCAACGGCAUAAUGUGUUGUAGAUGAGGCGUCGGGAGAAACAUUUGUUGCCCCAAGGAGUAAGGCCAGUACACCUCAGUAAGUGUCCCAUUAUUUGCUGGCUUACAUUAUGGUUUUACAGGUAUACCGAGUGUGAGUGGACUUGGCAGCAUGUUCGACCCGUGCGGUGGAGAGCUGCGUUGUUUGGCUUAUACUUUUAGGUUUGGUUGUGGUGUUUUGGGUUUUAUUUUUAGCUUUGGAGGAGAGCCAAGAAGCUACUAAAGUGCCUCUGGUUCUUUGUAAGACUUUGCCAUCUCUGUUUUUUUUAUAUAUAUAUUUGCUACUUAAGUGUUGUCGCAUGCUUCUUGCCUCCCAUUCAAGAAUGAACAACUCUUCAUCAAGAAAAUUGUAAAUCAAACUGGAGUGUUGCCGUGUAACAGUUAGACCUUCUUUUUUUUUUCUUAAUCUUAUGUAAUUCUAUGUACACUUGAGAUACAGUUUUUCAGUGCUUUCAAGUCAUUAUCUGUA
Molecule: messenger RNA, 3503 nt
Organism: Gossypium arboreum
Lineage: Eukaryota; Viridiplantae; Streptophyta; Magnoliopsida; Malvales; Malvaceae
Product: nuclear poly(A) polymerase 4-like
Exons: 13
Coding region: 679-3009 (776 amino acids)
Cellular component (GO): nucleus
Molecular function (GO): poly(A) RNA polymerase activity; RNA binding
Source: RefSeq, a predicted model, not a curated record